AGAAGCCUCUUGCGUCAGAUGGACGCUGUGCUUCUAUCCAGUGUGUGACCACAGCAGCGCACAGCUCCCCCUCGACCCAACACUCUCUCUCUGCCGCACUCUCAGGAUGGGUCGUCCUGCGUGGACUCUCUGGGUCGUCGUAGCGGUGUUUCUUAUCGGGGACGGCUUGGCCAAGCCUCAGCGUCUAGGCUCGGAGCCUCUGGAGCCUCUGGGUCCCGGGCCCCUCGAGACCAACAACAUCGUGGAGCUGGAGGUGCCCCCUGAGCUGGACGAGGCCAUGUCCGACGCAGAGCUGGUUCCGCAGCACUAUCCGGCCCAGCGAGCGGCCCAGGUGGCCGUGCACUACCUCAACACGCGCCACGCCUCGCCCUACCGCCGCAUCGAGCUCCGCCGCGUCCACAAGGCCAGCCUGGAGGACCUGGGACAGGCUGGGAAAAAGUACCGUCUGCAGAUAUCUCUCAAGGAAAGCAUCAGCAAUACGGACCUGGGCCAGUGCUCGGCGGAGGUGCUGUUCUCGGGGGAGCAGGAGCAGAGGGCUCCCCAGGUGCAGUGCUCCUGCGAGGGCCUGGCCAAGCUGAACACCAGGGCGGAGGAGGACGCCCUCUUCCAGCGCCUCAACACCUCCACCAGCCCGCUCUCCGGGGGCAACAUACCAGACAGCUAUGGUCACGUUGACCCAGAGAUGAAGCCUAUGUGGCGCUUGGGCGCAGCAGCAGCGAGCUUCGUCAUGCUGAGAGAGUCCAACGAGAGCACCCUCUACAACAUGGCCCAGGUGGCCAACUUCACCCAGCUGGAGACGGAGAAUGACCAGCUGAGGUUUAAGUAUCAUAUCCUGCUCCACGACAUGAUCUCUCAGGAGAUCCUGCACUGGAAGCUGCUGGUGGCCUGGUCUCCAGCAGGGGGCGUGAGUGUGCUCCAGACAGACUUUGAGCCCAAAUGUCACCGCUGUGGCACUGUGCCUUCAGCCGAACCAAAGCCAGAGGCCACCAAAGCGUCCGCAGUCAGCUGAACCCCCUCGCAUUCCCACAUAGUCCAUGUCUGGUUACCCUGAGCGGUCAGAAGCAAUCCCCAAGAUGAAGAGAAAAGCACUUAAGGACUUGGGCGGUCAUGGUCAUUAAUGUGAGCAGUCAGUUGGUCAACGGAGUUGUGUGGCCAGUGUGUUCCACAGAUAAAGUAUUAAAAGCACUCAAAACAGGAGCCAUAAGUAUGUUCCUCUUGUCUACUUGUACUACUGCUUGCACCACCACUGAGUUUGAUAUAAAGCCAAUUAAAGUUUUGUUUAAUAUGAAUAAGGGUUUGGACGUUGAUGUUGCAUAGACACAAUGAUCUAAUCAGCACAAAUAAAAACCAUCCACUGGAAAAAUGGAAA
Sardina pilchardus (European sardine) is the source of this 1369-nucleotide messenger RNA. It is a transcript of the gene lxn, whose product is annotated as latexin. The transcript is spliced from 7 exons. NCBI's taxonomy places the organism in Eukaryota, Metazoa, Chordata, Actinopteri, Clupeiformes, Clupeidae. Gene Ontology annotation, molecular function: metalloendopeptidase inhibitor activity. The record is from RefSeq and is a predicted model, not a curated record. The coding region runs from base 107 to 1009 and encodes 300 amino acids.